CAAAGUUCUUUGAUUCGUACAGUUUCAUAUGACACUAUCUAACUAUAAAGGGAAACAAAAUGUUUUUACAUACCGGACAUUUGGCCACACCCAGAAACGGAACAAAAACCAUCGUGUGAGCUGUGUGAAGAAUUUUAAAGAGUUCAUUGUUUACCUUAUCGAUUACAUUAAUUACCCAUAAAGUAUCAUCUGCAAGUUUAAAGCGUCAUUUACCUCGCAGCGUCGCCGGGAGUAAAGCUUUGCGAAAGUGAAGAAUCCUUGAAAAGUCUUGCAUACAGAGACGAAGAUGACUGCCAAAGUUUCCUUCUUCGUUAUUGCCGUUCUAUUUGUGAUGCAAAUUGAAGCUAAUCCUCUGUACGACCGCGAUAUUUUUCGGAGACUGCGCAUGCGUAAGUACAACAAAUAUAAUGUCGUGCAAUAAGGAGAGAAUUUUUCCCUUUCAACCAAACCGACGUACGUUUUGAACAAGAUGUGAAUAUUGUCAGGGCGUACGUAAAGUGCGCGGAGCUAACAAUUGUUAUAAAUCAUAUGCGAUACAUUCUUCCUGCAUAUGUUAGAUGUACCUUCAUGAGAUGGAUGCGCUACAGUUUCUCACAAAUUGUCUCAAGGGGUAGCAAAAUGAAGGCGAAAGGACGGACCUUUCUUUAAACAUAGUCAGAGUUUGAAGAGUUCAAUAGGAGAACUUUACCCACCUACCCCUCCACCCAGUCCCCUCCUCCCCUCUGUCCGCUGCGUGUUCUGCAAAUACAUUGUCUGCAAUAUGAUAACACUCAAACGCAGAAGUUAAAUUUUCACAAGGACCCAGCGGUUCGGAUGGUUAAAGGUUUUUUUUAAAAAUUAAUGACUCUGAAAUCCCGGCUGUCGAUCAAUCGAUUAAGCCAAACGCGAAUGACAAUAACCGCGACAUGCGAGGGAGAAGUCACACGCGCUAAUGUGUAUCUGCUUUCUCGCGCGCGUUUACUUUCGUUCGCGCCAAGCGUCUGCUCCGCAAACAACCAUACUUCUUGCAUAGCAUCAACAUCUGUAUAUCUUUACCGCUGUAUUCUUUGCACGAGAUACGUAUUUUUUUUAAUUAGAAUUUUUCUUUUGCCCUGCUUCAUAUAAUUAUUGUUAUUAUUAUCAUUACCAUUGCUAAAAUAUUUCUAAUUAAUUCUUACAAACAGAGUCAAUGAUGGACGAACACCCGGAUGCAUACGCACGUCGACGGCUAGGUAAAGAAAAACGAAAGAAAGAAGGAGUGGGUCAUUAAAAUCAAAGGAGAGAGGCGAGCGGAAAGGGAAGAGAAUUUAGAGCUUUUUUGCGCGUCCUCACAUACGCGCGUUUGACUUGCUAUUUUGCAGAUAUUCGAGACACUUUUGUUGCUGUUGUUAGUUUGUUCGCUUUUGUCUUUGAAAUUCAAAUAUUUCUACAAGUUCUCCUUUCCUUACAAAUAGAGCCAAUGAUGGACGAGACUCCAGAUGAGUACAUUGCUCGACGUGAAGGUAAAGAUGUUGUUCCGUAUCUUUCUCAUACCUGCAUGCAUGUCAACGUAUGCAAUAUCGAGUAGCGGGACCUAACCUUUUCCGAAAGGGAUAGCCUUUCAAAGCGAGGCACAGAAUGCUAAGAGGAACAAUUGAUAUGGUUUACAACAUAAGAACACGCGAUUCAGUCGACGACCACCAAUAUUGAUAAAAGGGCAGAAGCAAGAGUGAUCUUGUGAGUUGCAGGCAACCAUCAUUGAUCAAAAUCCGAACAUCUAAUCAAAUGGGAACGGUUCGGUCUAACAAAUUUUUUACGGUGACAAAUUUCUCCAGGCAAAACUGACUCAAUAAAAAAACGACGCAGAACAUGUAGCAACCAUUAGAAAUAGUUGUCCAAAAACAAAAGCAAGUUACGUGAAUAACAUGUCGAACCGCGCUCCAAACCAAGCUAAAUCAUGCCACAAACCUGACCCAAAAACUCUCCUCUCGUGAUGAGACCAGUAUGCAGCAUAAUAAAUUUAUUAUUGUUAUCGAUAUUUUACACAAAAGAAAAAAAAGCAAAGUAAACAAAAACAAGCAUUCUACUACUCAAUACACAUUUUUUUUUUCAUUUUUCAGAGCUCAUAUACGGCAGGGGACUCUGUGAGAAUGAAAACAAGGCGUACUGCGAACAAUGGAAAGCGUAUUGUGACCAACCCGCUUUUUUUAUAAAUGAAAAUCGCUAUAAAAUGUUUGUCAACAAGAUGUGCACAGCGGCUUGUAACAGAUGCAAAUAGGUAUGAAUUAACUCUAGGGGAUGACUCUGAGCUCCUGAAAAACAUCCCCCUUCGAAAAUUUUCUCAAAGAUGAGUCUAGAAGUGGUCAUUGCUAUCGAUGAUUUAAAACAACAAAAGAUUAAAUAAACCAUAGACUUAAAUGCUGCAUAAUAACCAUAGACUAUAAUGCUGCGUAAUUUAAGCUAUUUGGGUCAUCACUGGGUAUUUAAUUGAUACCUGGUUUUUUUCAUAACACUAUGAUGUAAUUAGGCUCAGUCCUCUGGCGUGUGUGUUUCGGUGCGCCCGCGAGAGAGGAUUGCCGGUUCACCGAAACAACACAGCGGUCAAACGAAAGGCAUGCGCAAGUGAAUCAAUUUUAGUCAGGUACGCGCCAGUUUCCCCCAUAAAAUUUCAAAGGAAAACAUGAAAACAACCGCUGUAACGCCAAAUAUGCGAAAAAGAGAAAUUAAACGUUCAGUUAAAAUUGUAAGCGGAGAGGCGUUAAGGAAAAAUUAAUAGAACAGUCGAAACUUUUCACACACAUCACUUUUAAAGGUACAGGUUUCCUCAUUAGUUAUAAUUUACUUCACAACAAUUAAAAAAUCAACUUAAGCUUCCUCGCUCAUAUGGUUGUUCAUAAGAUAACUCGGUCCGUAGCCUGACCUCUACAACAUCUGCACAUGCGCAGAUGUUUGACAGCUGUUUCCACCGAAACACCCUCGGCUGAGUACUGCACCCCGCGACGAGUGUUGAUCC
Messenger RNA from Pocillopora meandrina, 2971 nucleotides. The record is from the annotation of a GenBank genome assembly. NCBI's taxonomy places the organism in Eukaryota, Metazoa, Cnidaria, Anthozoa, Scleractinia, Pocilloporidae.